This is a messenger RNA of Argentina anserina (silverweed cinquefoil), 1074 nucleotides long. RefSeq lists its product as uncharacterized. Gene Ontology annotation, biological process: regulation of DNA-templated transcription. Lineage: Eukaryota; Viridiplantae; Streptophyta; Magnoliopsida; Rosales; Rosaceae. Gene Ontology annotation, molecular function: double-stranded DNA binding. The transcript has 3 exons. The record is from RefSeq and is a predicted model, not a curated record. Bases 1 to 1074 code for a protein of 357 amino acids.
AUGGCUCCCUACUACAUGUUCGGCAAGAGCGUCAGAUCCGCACACCCAAUGAUGUCUAGUCUUUUCUGCAGCAAUCAAGGAUUUGUUGCAGUAGCUGCCUCACAUUUUGGUAGAAGACUCAUCAGCAGCAGCCCCAUAAUUCAACCAGGCCAAGAUGAUUCUACAGUCUCUUACCUCAUUACCUCAUAUGGGCUGCCCCCAGAAGGCGCCAUUAAAGCAUCCAACAAGAGUGAGUUCUCAGAUACCCAGAUCCCAACUCUUGUACGGAAACACCCAUGUAUUCUGGUAGCCGAUACCCAGAAAACCCUUUUGCCAAAGCUUGAAUUCUUCUGCUCCAUAGGAAUCUCAAGGCUCGACCUUGCAAAAAUACUGACCCACAACCCAUGGGUCUUGUCUCGAAGCAUGGAAAACGUCAUUAGGCCCGCUUAUAGUUAUCUUCAAAGCUUGGGGCUCUCUGAUGUCAAGGUCGUCAAACUUUUGAAGCGCAACUCAUCGAUUUUCGGGCCAAAAUCCAAGAAUGUAAUGCACAAUAUUGGGUUUUUGAGGGAGUUGGGCAUGCCUCAGUCCCGUAUUGCCCAGAUGGUAACACAUGAAACUCGUAUGUUGACGUAUACGUCUGAAAUGUUCAGUCAAUUUGUGGGUCAAGUCCAACAAUUGGGAUUCGACCGUCGAACGUCAAGCUUUGUGCAAGCCAUGGCCGCAUUAUGUGGAAAAGAGACGACAUGGAAACGAUGUGAAGAGGCUUAUAGGAGUUGGGGUUGGUCGGAUGAUGAUAUUCUUUCUGCCUUGAGGUUGUGGCCAGUGUAUGAUGGCGUCGGAGAAGAAAAUAACGGCAACAAUGGAUUUCUUUGUGAACAAGAUGGGUUGGCAUGCACACAAGAUGGAUUGAUAGAAGAAAAGAAGCUCAGUUUAUCUGCUUUAUCUCCGAUUACAGAGGAGGAGUUCUUGAAUUGGUUUGUCACCAGAUAUCUCGACCAAGUACCUCAACCUUUGAAUGUAUUCCAUGGCAAAAUGGAUGCGCAGCAGGGUCGGAUCUACAGCUAUGCAUGGGAUGCUCAAGCAUCCCCCAACUAA